GUCAGAGCGGUGUCCGUGUGAGAUGGGUUGUGGGAACUCCACAGCCACCAGCACCUCUGGAGGGGGUCCUGCCGAAGCUUCAAAAGAUGUGACAGAGGACCCCUCACCUGACGAUGAAAAAAGAAGGAACUAUGGCGGGGUGUACGUGGGUCUGCCGGCCGACUUGACCGCCGUCGCUGCUAGCCAGUCUAAGUCCACACGCAAAGAUUAGCAAAAAAUGAAAAAGAAAAUUAAAGAAUAAGGCCUAGUAUGAACAGUUAUGUUUGCUGAGGGCAUUCCACAUGCCACCAGAGGGGAGGAGUUUGACCAUUAAAAGAUGAAACGUCUACAAUUAGGCUGUAGUCCACCAGGCAAUAAAGACAAAGGCCCGCAAACACACAGAUGAACAGAAGGGCUUCUAUUACGCACCUCUCAACCACAGACAGAUUCCAUGAGAUGCAGCCAAUGAUCACACGGGUAUGCGAGGUUUCAAACAUACCGGGAGACAAACUUACGGCUAAGGCAUUCUUCUGUGGGUGGGUUGUCAGUGGGACUGAGUCUCUCCCAGGUGCUUGCAGGCCAUUUGAAUGCAGGGAAGGUGCCUGUUUGGGAUGGCCAAAAAAAAAAAAAUAAUAACUCAGAGGAAUGAAGACGGAAAACAACAUCCAGGUACCAGGCAUGGACGAUGUCAGAGAUGGCCCUGAAACAAAGAAGGCCUGAGGAGGCCGUUUCUGAGCGGCGUAGCCCCCGCACAAAAGAGCCUUUGUCCUUGGGAGGGUCCUCUUUCGCUCUCGCUGAAUGGGCCCCCGGAAUAAGACCUGCUGCAUAGAAACCGGAACAAUGAGCAGUGUGGUUGACGUGUCGUCCUGGGUGUUGGAGGGGUUUGUUCUCUCAGGGUACCGCGGAAGAUGACAGCUCUGGAGGAACACAAAGCAAACGAUUGAUCUAGACGGUUUGAAAUAAUUGGUAAAGGUAUUCAUUUUCCUUCUAAAGAGCGCAGGAAGAAAAAUGGCUCUCAGACAUUUUUUUUUAAUUUAUUUUUUACAGUAUACCAUUUAUACAUAUGGGAGAGGUGAACCAAAGACCAAAGACACGAUAAAUGUAGCCCUGCAGAGCUAAACUGUUAUAUUCCAUGUGAUGAGGAUACCCCCCCCCCCAAUUUUAAUUUUGUAAUCACAGUGUCUGGGCCAUUGUUAGAAUGCCCUACUCAGUGAUGCUGUGUUGUUGGUGAGCUCAUUUCACCAGGUGCUGUCCCCUUCAGGUC
Molecule: messenger RNA, 1243 nt
Organism: Megalops cyprinoides (Indo-Pacific tarpon)
Lineage: Eukaryota; Metazoa; Chordata; Actinopteri; Elopiformes; Megalopidae
Product: overexpressed in colon carcinoma 1 protein homolog
Exons: 6
Coding region: 23-211 (62 amino acids)
Source: RefSeq, a predicted model, not a curated record